UUUAUAGCUAAAUGUUUUUCAAAACCUAUCCUUCUUCGAAUUCUUUAACUCUUUUGAAAAGAGGACAUUUCGUGUAUUUACGGAAAAGGACCUUUCGUGUAUUUACUUUACAAGGAAAUGUCAAACAGCUACAUAAGGCGUUCUGCAUUUACUUUUCCACAGAAAUCAGACAGCCGAAAAUAUGUUUCAUUCACAUCGACGCCCUCAAUUUCCAUUUCAGACCACGUAAUAAUCUCCGACGCUAACUAUAAAGGACCUUAAACCUUUGCCAUAGAAGUAUCAACGUUUCUUCCCAGAAACAAGACAGUCUUGGCUGAGUUACAGACGAUGAAGCGACUUGUUACUCUCUUCUGUUGCCUCAUUAUUUCCCAGCUUUCAAUGGCUGCGAGUCGUAAUGCUUUGAACCGAGGAGGGAUCGAUACAUCCCAAGAAGCCAGAGAUUCCCCUAUAGUAUCUCACAAAAGAAGUGUAUUGGAGUUUGGUCUUAUGAUUUCGUGUGCGGUUGAAAGAAGCCCAUUAGACUAUAAUGGCUACGGCUGUUUCUGUGGACUCGGUGGAGAAGGAACACCCCUGGAUGAUACAGACAGGUGCUGUGAAAUUCACGACAACUGCUAUUCCGCUGUACAGAACUCAGGGUCUUGCCCAUUUGACUUGGCUAUUUACGCGAUUCCUUAUAGCAGAAAGGACUGUUAUGGAUGCGGUAAGACUUCAAGGCUAUUUAGGCUAUCACAAUAUUGUCCAUACUGAGAGGAAUAGCCUGCGAACAGGCUCCCGGGGAGCCCGAACGAAGCGUCCCGCCCCGAUCGCUUCACUCUCCGAAUU
Molecule: messenger RNA, 822 nt
Organism: Orbicella faveolata
Lineage: Eukaryota; Metazoa; Cnidaria; Anthozoa; Scleractinia; Merulinidae
Product: phospholipase A2 A2-actitoxin-Cgg2a-like
Biological process (GO): lipid catabolic process; arachidonate secretion; phospholipid metabolic process
Molecular function (GO): calcium ion binding; phospholipid binding
Source: RefSeq, a predicted model, not a curated record